This is a messenger RNA of Hemicordylus capensis (graceful crag lizard), 1616 nucleotides long. RefSeq names its product Sad1 and UNC84 domain containing 3 (gene SUN3). The coding region runs from base 278 to 1504 and encodes 408 amino acids. Gene Ontology annotation, cellular component: nuclear envelope; meiotic nuclear membrane microtubule tethering complex. The record is from RefSeq and is a predicted model, not a curated record. Gene Ontology annotation, biological process: nuclear envelope organization. Lineage: Eukaryota; Metazoa; Chordata; Lepidosauria; Squamata; Cordylidae. Gene Ontology annotation, molecular function: protein-membrane adaptor activity. The transcript has 14 exons.
AGCGGAGGAGGAGGCGGAGGAGGUGGAAAGGGGGCGGAGAUUGAGGAGGAGGCGGGGCCGACUUGGUCGCCUUCAUCAGAGCGAGAGGCUGCUCCACGAAGCAACGGAGAAGCAGCUGAGCUCCCUCCUCCCUCCCUCUAAGGAGGCGCCGUUGCUUGGGGACAUCCCAAGCGAGAGAGGGCAAUAAUAAGGAACUGAUUGCUUUGAAAAUGACACUACUGGGGCAUACUGAAGAAUGAUACUGAAUUAAUGUGGCAAGUGGUGAAUACAUUAAAAUAUGUACAGAGUCCCAAAAUCCUCAGGGAACAUCUAUUCAACAGAAGACACUAGUGAAGGAAACAAUGGCUGUAAUAAUGACAGUUCAGACUCUGAAGUCCAACAACAUUUAGAGAGUUUAUCCAGAGAACAACAAUCAUCUUGCAGUUGUACAGACAGCCACCCUCUCUUCAGUCAUAGAUGGAGAAAUGCCCAGUUGCCAUGCCCACCCAAGAAAAGUCUCAUCAGGCUCAUCUUUAAUUUGCUUGUGCUAAGCCUAAUAACUCCAUUUUGCUUAGUGAAAAAGGUCUGCUGCCCUUCAUCAAGCACAAGUUGGGCUCAGAAAAUUUUCUCUUUUGUACUCUUGUUCGUAUUUGUUUUUGGUGUAAUUUACACGGGACUCCUUGAUGGAAGCAAAUAUGAGAUAUUUGGGGAGAAAUGGAGAGACUUCUCCAUUUGUGAUCUAAUCCAGGGAGAAACAAAGGAUCUAAGAUCCCUAAUGAAGGCUAAUCGUAUUUUAGAAAGAAAGGCACUUGAAAUCCCACCUCUGAAGCAACAGGUAGAGACGCUACAAUCACAACUUAAUGGUCUGAGAUCAGGUGUAAAGGGCAUCACUCAUCUUGCUGUCAGUGAAGUACUAGGAAGAUAUACCAGCAAAGGCAUUGCAACAUGGAGUGUUGAAAAGGAGCUGAAAAGAUUAAUGCAAAAGCUGGAUGAAGACUAUGUUCAAAUGCCUGAUUAUGCUCUCAAAUCAGCAGGUGCCAGCAUUGUUCAGUCUAGAACCACUAGGAGCUACCACCAUGACGGAGGAAAAUAUUUCUGGAUGUCAUUCAUCUUGCUCCCUUUUGUAAAGUCUCCAGAUGUAAUUCUUCAGCCCAAUUACUACCCUGGAAACUGCUGGUCUUUCCCUGGAAAUCAAGGUGAAACUGUUGUUAAGCUAGCCGAGGAAAUCAUUCCAAGAGCCGUUACAAUAGAUCAUAUACCUAAGACCAUCUCCCCCACAGGAGAGAUCUCCAGUGCACUCAAAGAUUUUGCCAUUUAUGGACUAAAAGAAGAAAAUGAGAAGCAGGGAACUUUCUUAGGCCAGUUUGUUUAUGACAUUGAAGGAGAUUUCAUUCAAACUUUCCAACUGAAGAGUGAAUUUUCUGAAUUUAUGGGCUACAUAAAACUCAAAGUGCUAAAGAACUGGGGCCACCCAAACUACACCUGCAUUUAUCGCUUCAGGGUACAUGGAGAUAUUUCCUACUAGAUGCUGUAUGGAUGAAGCCUGUUUUCACAAGAGCAGGGUCACAAAGUAUGACAAACUGAUGUGAAUUUGUUGUCCUUCAAUUAAAAGGAAGCAUGUACAGUAAUAACAAAAA